This is a messenger RNA of Bacillus rossius redtenbacheri, 2220 nucleotides long. RefSeq lists its product as uncharacterized. The record is from RefSeq and is a predicted model, not a curated record. The transcript is spliced from 5 exons. Lineage: Eukaryota; Metazoa; Arthropoda; Insecta; Phasmatodea; Bacillidae. The coding region runs from base 254 to 751 and encodes 165 amino acids. Gene Ontology annotation, cellular component: membrane.
UAAAUAGAAAGAGGGUGUGGCGUAUGACGCAAACACUUUUGUUUAACAAUAGAACACGCGUGGUGAGUCAAGUUAAGUGGAACACAGUGCACACCUUACAAGAAGAGCUGCCUGUUGAGAGUUAAAGCAGUUGUAUCGCGAUUGUGGUUACUUAACGUUAGUAGGUACUAUAUUGUACCAGCGUACGACUAUUGUGAUUUACUAUUAAUAACGUUUCAAAUCGUGAAGUAAACCUUCUUGUUCUAUAGCCGCCAUGUCUCACUCCGUCGUGAUCACCAGGACAACCACCACGUCGAGCGGCACGGCCGUCUUCCUCAACACCGGCUACAUGUCCAGCUUGGGCGGAAUCCUCAAGUUCUUCCAGACCGUUCUGGGUGCAGUGUGCACUGGCCUCGUGGGCUACUAUGUGGACAGGGACGCCUACGGCAUCGUGUUCAUCCCACGGAUCUUCUUCCUGCUCAUGGCCGUGACUUUCCUCAUUACUACGUUCUGCAUCCUGCUCUCCAGCUUACUGUCCAUAUCCUCGGCAUCCAUACUACCAAAGACACUCUUUGAAGUUAUCUACCACCUUCUGGGCUUUGCAUUGCUACUGGCUGCAUCGCUUACACUCCUGAUCAAAGUUGCAGAUUACAAACGCUCAUAUAUUUACGAGCCAAUACUAGCUGCAUCGAUUAUCGGCCUGGUAAACUCAGGUUUGUACCUGUUCAGUACAAUUCUUGCUUUCCGAAGCUACAGAGGGAUCGGUAUCUGAAGACUCGACAGAGUGGCAUUUGAAAUAAACAAACCUUUUGAUGCUGCCAGGAAAUUCGCAGCUACUGUUGUGUGUUUGCAUUUUCUUCCUAAAAUGAAUUUAUGAUUUUACAAUAUUUUUAUAAAAUAUGUAUUUCAUAGGAACUAUUUCAGAUUAAUGUAUUUUGAAAUUGGAAUAUUUUUUUGUAAUUUUUUAUAACAGCCUUUUUACCAGUAGGUAAAUCAUGUUUUUAAAAAUUUCUAAUGUCAUUAGAAAUUAUGGGAUGUGUGAAAAAUCCUGUUGCAGAGUUAGGUACAAGGAAUAAUGAUUGGUUACAAAAUUUUUAACACAAUAUUUUGAUGAGAUUUACUACUAAAGAAAUAUGUUAGAAAAUUUCAUCUCAUUUUGGAUGGUACGCUACAUAUAUCCUUUUAGAUCUUAUAAAAAAAAUUAAAUUUAUAACACUUUUUUUCCCCACAAGCUGAAAAAUCAGAACCUUUAAUUUGUUAACAAUUCUCUAAGGUUAAUUAAGUAUUCUGAGUAAGAUGUUUAGUUAAGUCUGAGCAGAUACAAAUGAUUGAAUUUAGCAGCUCACAGGUUGAAAGUCUGUUCAUCCCUUUUGAGAAUUUAGUGUUUUCUUUUUUCAUCAGUUCAAUUUUUUUGUCACCUUUAUUUAGAGCUUUGUGAACUCUUCUGAUUUUAGUUGAACCAGUGUGCUAAUUUUUAAUGCUUAUAUUAAUGAAGUGACUACAAGAGCAUAAAUAAUGUAUUUGAGUGUAUGAGAGAAAUUAAUUAUAACUUAUCCAUUUGGAAAGAAAAUAAAAGUUAUUAUAGAAGUAAAGUUAGCUUUGGCUAAUGAGAAUCUCAUCAAUACAUACAUGCUUCAGUGAUAUGUGUACGUAGGCAAAACAUUGGUUUUUCCUAUACUGCUAACAAUUAGUAAAAUUAAAGCUUAAGUAUGACAAAACAAAGAUAUUUCCCAGAUUUGUAACAGCUGGUUUGAAAAUUUUGUGCCAUAGACAUUUCGUACAAAGACAAAACAUGAAAAUAAGAUAAAAAUGUAUCUUUUAAAGAUUUUUUAAUGUUCAUGUUGAAAUUGCAAUGAAUGUGAAAAUCAUGCACAAAGACAGCAUAAUUUCGUAAGUGACACAAAAGCUUUUCCAGUUAUCAAAUGUUACUAAUGCAUAAUAAAUAUUCAAGUUGUAUCGUAUUAAGUGUUUGCACGAAAAUAUCAGGUUCAACGUUCUGCAUGUAACAUGUUCGUGCAUGCUGAUUGGUCAAGGCAAAGAGUCAUGAGUGUUGACAUCUUAGAUGUUGGGCCUCAAAAGUAAAAAAAAAUAGCUUCUGUGUGGUUUAGCUGACACACUUGUCUCUGUAAUCAUUAUUCGCUGUACAGUUUUAUCAUGACUAUUGUAACACAGAUGUGAUUGUCUCACGGGUGUAUGUUGGAGGUCUGUCAUUAUUUUACAGUAAACACGGAUAAAAUUUUA